AUGAUGACUCAUCAAUCAGAGAAGCUCAACGACAAUGAAAGUUCAAGUGAUGAUGAAUCAAUGACACAAGAUUCUCCUGUCAAUGAUGACAGAAAUGAUGAUGAUUAUGUCAAUGUUGAAUUUAAUGAUCUGAAUGAAGAAGAGAAAGAAAAUCCACAUAUGGACAGUGGUAUCACAGCUGAGCCAAACGACGAUGAUGAAUCACCACGUGCUGAUGAAACAACUGAUCCUGAAUCAAUGGAUGAAGAUAUAUGCCAUGCUUUUUAUGAACUUGAACAUCAAAAAGAAAAAGCGAUGGAACAAUUAUCAAAUGUAUUUCAACUAUUGAACAUAGACCCGAUCCAUGACAGAUCAGCAGUAUUACCCAUUCGAGCCAAAGUCGAUGAAGUAUAUAGAAAACUUAAUCGAUUAUGUGACGUAUUAGAUGAAAAAUCUCAAGUUUCGUAUGAUCCAAAUCCUCAUGGAUUAAGGAUAUGUGAAUCAAAUGAUCUUUUGGAUGGAUUAAAGAAGUUAUAUGCUGAUAGUAAUGACAGUGAACAAGUUCGUUUGAUGACAAUUGCUCCCAAAGAAUGGGGUCGACAAAAAAUUGAAAAAUGGUUCAACUCAAAGUCAAAUCAGGCUCGACCAUCGCUUGUUCUUCGAAAAAAUAAUGGGAUAUUAGCUUAUCCACAAUGUCUACGAGGAAAUAUUCCUUUAUCUGAUUCAACAAUUGAUGCUGUAGUCAAUUUCUAUCGUGAAGAUGGUAUUAGUCGAACCUCAUCCAAUUCCAAAGACACAAUUAAAAUUAAAGGACAACCAGUGGCAGUUCGGUUUUUAGAAAUGAGUGUCUUGGAUGCUUAUCAUAUCUUCAAUGAACGACAUCCUGGAACUGUUGCAAGAUCAACUUUUAAUGCUCUUCGUCCACGUGAAGUAAAAACUGUAACACCACAUGAAACGUGCAUGUGUAUUAUACAUGAGAACAUGGAUCUAUUAUUGAAGGUUUGUACCAGCUGUAUAUUGAUUCGAAUGUAACGUAGCUUUAUUACAGGGAUGGAACAACUACUACCGAAAAUGUGUCAAUGCAGGUUCUUGGUCAACUGGUGGCAAGGUCAAUAUGAAAGAUCUAAUUACUCAAAUGGCUUGCACUGUCUCGAAUGAAAAGUGCUUUAAUGGUGAAUGUGAUGAAUGUCCAACUGAAAGCAUCACAGAUAUUCUCACAGAUAACAAUAUGAUCGAUUUGGAUGACGAAUGUUCAUGGAAUUUGUGGAAGAAAGUCAAUAACAAGUUCGACCUUCAACAGAUGUCUGGCUCAACUGACUCUUUAUUAACGGAAAUUGAAGAAAGAUGGUCUCCAUUCUUGCUUCACACACACAUUAAUCGCGAACAACGUGAAUAUAUCAAAGAGCUACGCUGUCAAUCAACAGAAAAGACUUUCGUUGUUGCUCAAAUAGAUUUUUCAAUGAAUUAUACAUUGGUUCGGCAGCGUGAAGUUCAACAAGGAUUUUUUAGUCAGCACCAAGUUACCUUAUUUACAAUUCAUCUGACCAUUGGAAAAGAACAACGAAAUUUAGCGAUCAUCAGUGAUUAUAUGGAACACACAACGGUAUUCGUACACUGUGUACAAAAAAUUCUCACUCGAUUUAUCAAGAAAAAUUUUCCGUUGGUAAAGAAGAUCAAUUAUGUGAGGUAAGUUUUACUGUUUUUGAAGUUUAUGUAUGACGUCAAUCCUUUCCUUUUCUUUAGCGAUGGUGCGUGUGCACAUUUCAAAAACAAUGCCAGCAUUUUGAACCUAAUCCACCACAAGAUCGAUUUUGAUUUGGAUGCUUGUUGGACAUUUACAGCUACAGGACAUGGUAAGGGUGCUGGCGAUGGAAUUGGUGCGGUACUCAAGUCCACGGCUAGACGUGCUACACUUUCCAAGAACAUUCUCAUGUCAAAUGCAAAAGACUUCUACGAAUUCACCCAGAAACAACAACUUGAAACGGCAAGAAGAUCUAACAAGGAUAUUCCUGGUGUUCAUGUGUUCUUUUUUGAAUCAGAUGAAGUAGAAGAAGCGAAGAACAGUUAUCUGCAAGCUAGAAGCGAAAAACUUCGAGCAGCUGGUGAGAAAGACUUUCUCUUCUAUUCCUUAAUGUCUGUAUUUAUUUAGGUACAAUACAAGGCAUUCGAAGUAUGCAUGAAUUCAAACCAAUCAACAAUUCAACUGUUCAAUAUAGUUUGACAUCUCGGUCAACAAAGAUCAGGACAUUUACAUUCAAAUAAAAAUCUUCUUUAUAUCUUUUUCAGUCAAUCAAAUUUUUUAAAAUCAACUCUGAUGAUGAUACUCAGUAUUCAGAUAUAAAGGAUAGCCCUCUUCAUCUCCUCCUUAUACUAGAUUUCUGUAGUCUUAUGUUCAUGGAUAACCAGAAAAUGACUGAGCAUUCAAAACGUUCAUUAGGAUUGAUCUGAUGUACCUCAAGAAACAUGUUUCUAGACUUUGUUUAUAUUUUUGAAAGCCAAAAAAACCCGAAAAAAUUGUUUUUAAAAAAUUUCUAUCCUAUUUCAUGCCAUUUUCCCUAUAUAUAAAAGUACACCAUAGGUGUUCCGAGAAAAUGCUCGAAAACUCGGAAUUUUUGAUAGACAGCAUUUAAUUUUUUUUUGACCAAAAGUGUUUUCUAGUCGAGAUCAGCCUUUUGAACAAAAAAAAAUCGAAAAAAAAGACCUUUCCAAAAAGUGGAUGGGUCUCCAUGGAUUCACCCAUAAAAUUCAGUCUGGAACCCCUUAAAGCUGUAACACAGCAGGAGCUACACUGUUUUAUUUCGAUUGAUCAAAAUGA
This is a messenger RNA of Rotaria sp. Silwood1, 2794 nucleotides long. The record is from the annotation of a GenBank genome assembly. NCBI's taxonomy places the organism in Eukaryota, Metazoa, Rotifera, Eurotatoria, Philodinida, Philodinidae.